ACAAAGAGAGAGAGAGAGAGAGAGAGAGAGAGAGAGUUGCAAACCAAAACCAAGUUUGCAUUGGCUUCAAGAUCUUGAUAGCAUCAGAAAUGGCAGCCAGAACGGUGGGUAUUAUUGUUGCAUGUCUCUUGAUUGCUGCAAUGGACAUCACAGCAGGCAUACUUGGAAUCAAAGCAGAAGCAGCUCAAAACCAGGCUAAACAUAUGAGGCUAUGGCUGUUUGAGUGCAAGGAUCCGAGCCAUAAAGCCUUCACUCUAGGGGUGGCUGCAGCCACCCUUCUGUGUGCGGCCCAUGUUCUCGCCAAUCUGCUUGGUGGGUGUAGCGUUUGUACAACAGAUGAUCUUUCAAGGGCAUCCCCUAGCGGCCAAUGCUCACUGGCCUGCCUCUUUAUCACCUGGGUGACAUUGGCAGUUGGGUUGGCAUUGCUGGUUAUAGGGACCAUGUCAAACCACAAGUCAAGGGCUUCAUGUGGAUUCACUCACCAUCACUACAUGUCCAUUGGGGGCAUUCUAUGCUUUGUUCAUGCUGGCUUUUCUGUGGCUUAUAUUGCUACUGGCACUGCUGCAUUCACUGCAUAAUUAAACAAGCUUCAUUUGUUCAUGCAGGCAUAUGGAGAUAUCAUCACCUGAUUUCAAGCCUUUUAAUUUACUUCUUUUGUCCUAAGCUUUUAAUUUAUUAAUCAGCUUAGCUUUUGUAGCAUUCUGACCUCAAGUGUGACUUGUUAACUUUUACCAAACUCUAUGUAUCCGACACAAUACACAUGUUUGUGGCCCCUCUAACUAGGUGAUCAAUAUGCUUCCUACA
Molecule: messenger RNA, 804 nt
Organism: Diospyros lotus (date-plum)
Lineage: Eukaryota; Viridiplantae; Streptophyta; Magnoliopsida; Ericales; Ebenaceae
Product: protein VASCULATURE COMPLEXITY AND CONNECTIVITY-like
Exons: 3
Coding region: 90-578 (162 amino acids)
Source: RefSeq, a predicted model, not a curated record